Messenger RNA from Symbiodinium pilosum, 543 nucleotides. NCBI's taxonomy places the organism in Eukaryota, Dinophyceae, Suessiales, Symbiodiniaceae. The record is from the annotation of a GenBank genome assembly.
GCCAGAUAUCCCAUUCGAGAGCCUGGCUCCACAGGAUAUCAAGAGCUUGUAUCUCGAAGCCGCCAUUGCAUUGCUUCAUCUGGUUAUUGCCAGCUUGAUGACUUCGUUCCACCGCAGGUGGUUCGCAGCAUGUGCGCGGAGGCUGAGGCGCUGAGGAACCGAAGUCUAGGUUUUACCAACACCAACAUACACAACCUGCUUCUGGAGACUGAAAUUGAUUCUCGAGAAGGAUCCCCGCGGUCCCAAAUCUUUCACAGCCGCAAGACGUUAGUUGCAAUGAGCCACCUGCCGACCAACAGCCCACUGCGAGACCUUUAUGCUGACACUUCGGUGCGUGAGCUGGUGCGGGAGUGCUUUGGACUGCCUCAGCUCAGCUGCUCUGCCGACCCGCACGGGGGCGUGUAUUACAACUUCUUCGAUCAGGGUGAUGCUCUUGGGUGGCACUGCGACCGCUCCCAGUUCUCAGUGAACCUGAUCUUGCAGACCUCAGAGGGUGGAGACUUCGAGUAUGUGCCCCAGUCUCGGCCCCUAGGCUCUGAGUAA